Molecule: messenger RNA, 749 nt
Organism: Humulus lupulus (European hop)
Lineage: Eukaryota; Viridiplantae; Streptophyta; Magnoliopsida; Rosales; Cannabaceae
Product: photosystem I reaction center subunit VI-2, chloroplastic
Exons: 3
Coding region: 103-537 (144 amino acids)
Biological process (GO): photosynthesis
Cellular component (GO): photosystem I; photosystem I reaction center; chloroplast thylakoid membrane
Source: RefSeq, a predicted model, not a curated record
UAAAAGCUCAAAAAUACCACUCCUUCUAAGUUUCUAACUCCCCUCCCUACAACUCAACAGUCUGAAACACACUCACAAUUAGAGAAAGAUCUUAGCUAGGCCAUGGCAUCUCUGGCUACCUUAGCUGCUGUGCAACCAGCCACCAUCAAGGGCCUUGGUGGAAGCUCCCUCACAGGAACAAAGCUCUCCAUCAAGCCCACCAGCCAGAGUCUCAAAACCAAAUCCUUCAGAAGUGGUGCUGUUGUGGCCAAAUAUGGAGACAAAAGUGUGUACUUUGACUUGGAGGAUUUGGGCAACACCACAGGACAGUGGGAUUUGUAUGGUUCAGAUGCACCUUCACCAUACAACUCUCUUCAGAGCAAGUUCUUUGAGACAUUUGCUGCUCCAUUCACCAAGAGAGGAUUAUUGCUCAAGUUUUUGAUCUUGGGAGGUGCUUCCACCCUUGCUUACCUUAGCGCCACUGCCUCAGGCGACAUUCUACCGAUCAAGAAAGGUCCUCAACUUCCACCAAAGCUAGGACCACGUGGCAAGAUCUAAGCUCAUUUGGUUCUUUCUUUUAUAUUCCCGGCUUCAAUUUGUAUGUACCUUUUCAUUUUAGAAUUUGUAAGUAUGUUCCAAAAAGCGUACUUAAGACCCCUUAUUUGAUUAGUCAAACAAAUGUAUCUCAAAUGCAAUUUGAGGGGACUGCUUUAUGUCAUACUCUGAAGAUUCUGGACACUCAUGCGUGUAAAAUGGUCAAAUUUCAAUCA